GCCCGAGUCGCGAGGUGCACGCUGUGGCACAGAUCGCGGCGCACGCAGAUCGAACAUCUGAAGCGCACGAUCCGGUCGGCAGCGUCUCGGGCACCUGGGAUGCUCGACUUUCACCGCCACUGAUCCCCGCUCAAACUAGGAGAAUGCUCAAUGUCAGGAGCCGCCUGGUGAUCCUAACCCUCCUAUCCCUCUGGAGCGGCUGCUUUGCCACAGCGCGCCGGCGGCGAACGAAAGAUGUUCCUGAGGCAUGCAUGAACGAAGGCGUCCGAGUAAGCGAGUGCAGAGCGUCAUUCAUCACAGAUCUCGAAAUGAUGCACUCGGCGAACCCGAACAACCCGCCUACGAACUGCACGCUAUACUCCAAGUUGGAAUGUUGCAUGGUCACCGAGUAUGGAGCGCUGGGAUGUGGCGACAAAGAAGUCAUUAACAAGGCCAUAUCUUUUGCUGUGAAGGACCACCAGAGUUACGAAAAUUGCCCUAAAGGACUUUGUGAUCCGGCUUCAGUGAAUGGCAGCUUCAAGAUCAUGCGCGACAUGGACGAAAACCUGCAUGGUCGCGAUGCCGUCUCUGGUUUGAUCAGCUCGCACAAGAGAAAAGUCAAACGAGAUGUUAGCGCUGCGAUGGAAGCGCAGGCACCUGAUGCAAGCAGCGAAGCCAGCAAAAGCUACGUGGAAGAGCACCUUAAGGCUCCCAAGCACAAGGGGAAAAAGAAAGGACACAAACGAAGCCACAAAGGAAAAAAGAGCAAGAAGCCAAAGCUCACCGCUGAUGAUAUCUCGAAUUCAGUCAUCAAUCCGGACCACAAUAAAGGAGAUGCAAGCAUCGUGGCCGUCACAGCCAAAGCUCACGACGAAGCAAGUUCCUUGUCUCCAGCUAAUGUCAAAGAAGUCGGCCACGACAAAGAAAACAUCAGCUCGAGAACAAGUGCUCUAGAAAGCAAGAACAGCACGGACGUGCCCAAGAAAAGCGAAGCCAUUAACUCAUCAGCAGUAGCUAGUACUCCACCCCCUGCACCAGCUGCAGUUGCACCGGUCAAAAACGGCACCGCAACAAACGCUAGUGGUCUGGAAAAUGUGGCUGUCACCGGUGGAGCCGGCGGUCACGAUGCACUGGCAAAUCUGAAAGUCCCUAUCAGCAUUGAGAUUGUCAAAAACAUUUCCCUGUCCGACAUUGGAAGGACUUCCAAGAAAUCUCAUCGCCGGAGAAGGCAUCACAAAAAUAAGCCCUCAAAGGCAGCACUGAAUUCAGAAACUACUAAAGGACUGCCAGAAGUUGGCAAGACACACGCAAAUGACACCACACCUUCGAAACUGCACGUGGUUUCUAACAUUGGAGGCGAAGCGUCCCUUGCCCACAGCGAAGGAGUUCCUUUGGAUGCUCACCAGUCAACCGUAGCCAAAUCUAAUAAGGAACAGCCACCAUCGGGUGCAUCUGAAACGCCUGGUCAUGGCCGAGAGAAGCUGGAAGUGAAAGGUGGUAUCGCUGUGGAUUCGUCUCCUAUUACAAGCGUGAACAAAAGCAUCGCUGAGGGCUCUCAUCCUUCCAGUAGUGUCGUAGCAAGCGGAGCAGAGGCAAAGGUAGAUUCAGGCAAGCAAGGCUCAUCAGGCGAGACUGCUGCAGACAAGUCGGUCGUUCCAAGCGGCGCGGUCGGUAACCAAACGAAAAAUGACAAGCCGCUCGCCGAGAAAAGGCACAACGAAGAGGCUAACGCUCGCGCAGGAUCUGAGGGAAAGAAGUCGGAAAUAAUAAGCAAAGAGCACGCGAACGAAACCACACUGAUCGAAAAAGACGCUAACAAGACUGCUGGAGCAGUGGGCGAAGGCCUAAAGGAGGACGUAAGAAACUUGGAUAAAUCCAAUAACGUGGAAAAACACACAACGUUGGUACAGGAAGCAAACCUAGACAAAGGCAUAGGAACAUCUGCUCCGCUAUCCGGAAGCGCAGCCAACAGCAACCUUUUAAGUUUACCAAACGAAAGUAAGGCCGAAGUGAUAAAUAACGCCGAGCUCCCGGAUGCCAAGCUUGAAGGUGACACGAGUUCUGGAAGUGGUCUCGCAAGGAGCUCCGUUAAUUCUAGUGAAAGUUCGUCCCUUUCUCAUGAUGCUUCGCAUAAAAACCCCAGUUCUAUUGAUAAAGCAAGCAAUACCGAUGCAGCACGAAAAUCCGCGACUGAGAAAGGUGAGCCCGAGAACUCCAAACUAAGCGACGUUCCAGAGAUUAGUCUGGCUGUGCACAGGCUUGAGAAAAAACAUGACGUUUCUUCCGAUGCCAGCUUUUUCUCUCACAAAUCACUGGAACGAGAUAGUGCAGGAAAAGACACGACAAACCAGACAAAAGUAUCUGACACCAAGAAUGAAAGUGAGAAUCGCGCAGGUACAGCCAACGCCAAUGCGGCUCACAACCAGACGCUCAACCAGACACUGGAAGAAGAGCUCUCCGCAUCUGCGAGAAGACACGUUGACAACAAGACAAGUGCAAUCAGUGAAACUGCGGUGAACUUGAAAGACCCGAAGCAGGUUUUUGGAAGCGGGCCACUGAUUGAAGUGAAAGGAAACAAAGGAGGGAGCGUCGAAAAACAAAUGGUGCAUGCCUACGAAACUGGAGAGUCAGUUGAGAACAUCAAAGGGAAAAACAGUCUAAUUGACGACCUAGUGGACCAGUACGGAUCUGGCGGUAGCGACUACGACUUCAAGUAUGGAAGGGAUACGAAGAGGAGGCACAAGCCGCGAUUCCGGGAUGACGACGAUGCACCCAAGGAAUACCCAAGCGUGAAGGACGGUGAUCCUAGGACCGGAGGCCUGUAUACGGGAAAUCAUGGGCGCAGACAUCCAGCCGAUGAAGAGAACGUGAGAAUCGCGCGGCACAAGAAGGUACACCGCCGGAAGCCAGAGAAUGACUACAACUACGAGAGCAUGGUACGCUGGAAGCUUCUUGAAGAACUUGACAGCAUCCUUGACCCCAAGAACUCUCCGGACGUCGAGACCCUGAACAAGCCUUCCGAGCCAGAAUUCAGACACGAAAAGGACGAUGACAUGGAUCAGUGGAAAAGGCGACUGGAAGCAUUGAAGGUGCAAGUUCAGGCGCAGUCUGGAGAACGCAUUGUGGGAGGAGCAGACGAUUCCUUCCGCGAUGCAGACGCAAUGCGAGACGGCGAGAUGUACUACCGCAAGUACCGAAGGCAGGGACCGCUUGCCUAUGGCCAAGGUUACGAAGGUGUGGAACGACCAAUCGUCAAAGAUCCGCUGAUUCAUCAGGCUAAGAAAAGGUUUUGGAUUGAACGCCAAGAAAGCGAUACCAACAAAUCUGCUCAUGGUACAGACCGCCAGGGUGCUAGCGACAUUCACUUGCGCCCUCUGCCAGAAGCACCGGGUCGCGAAGUGCCGGCGUCCGUAGAAGCUCCAGAGAAGCAUCCGCCUAAUGAGUCCAUCGGAGUUGUGAGAGAAGGUGCUCCGUACGCAGCAGGACAUCGUCUGAUCUCGCCUGACAGUCGCCCUUCCCAGAUAUCCGGGAUGGCCAGGAGGCUCAGCAACAGGAGGGCCGCUAGAGCGCGACGGCUGAGGGGCAGCCGAGGAUCAAGGAAGCUGCGCAAGAACCUCAAGGACACCGAAGGCCUGAAGAUCCUGAGAAACGACGACCUCCAGGGAGACGACGACGACGACGACGACGAUGAUGCGGAUGACGACGAUGAUGACGAUGAUGAGGACGACGAGAAAGAAGCAGCAGCUAUAAAAAAAUCCACCCUACCCGCCAUCAGCCCUAAGGGACAAGUCGGACGCGUCGACGCAGCUGAGAGGCCACUCAUGAGUUUCGGAGAAAGGGUGCACACCAUGGAGCCGACAAAACCGACGCCAAAGAAAGAAGUCAAGCCAGCAGGAAACCUAGUAGGCAGUGCUGAGUCACCAGACUGUGUUCCCGACACUCUGAGAGCGCACACAGACUACUGCCGAGGCAUCUAUACCAAGCACCAACUUUCUAUUGAAGAAGCUCGGAAGACUGCAUCAAAGAAAACUAUGGCCUGCUAUAAGCUGGAGUCCAUCAAGGGAUGCCUGUCAGCUGGAAGUUACUUUUCGAAAUGUGUCGGGUCGAAUAACAACGAGUUUCAAGAGUUGCAGGGCUCUGUCAUGAGCCAAAUGCGUGACCUGCGAUGUGGCACCUCCGUCGUUUCCGGCUCUACCAUGCUCCUGCUACUCGCGAUGUCCCUGAACUACCUGCUGCGCAGAGGAGACUGAGAAAGUUUACCCAGGGGGAGAUGUCUUGGUGAAGAACACCAACCUGAAUAAAAGCUCUUCAGGACACCACACACCAGAA
Molecule: messenger RNA, 4308 nt
Organism: Dermacentor andersoni
Lineage: Eukaryota; Metazoa; Arthropoda; Arachnida; Ixodida; Ixodidae
Source: RefSeq, a predicted model, not a curated record